UGUAAAAACUUUUGCAAACUCCGCAACCCGAAGAGCUAGUUUCCAAAUCAGCCCCAAAAAGCCCACGAAAACCCUCCAGCCCUCCGUGCUGCGGCUCCUUCCGGUCCCCCACCACGCGCCGGACAUGAAAUAUCCCACUCAAACCAACCUACCGCCCACAGACCCAAAUCGGCACCCCGGAAGCCUCAAAUCCGCUCUAUUCCUCUCUCCCCCUCUCUCCCCCAUCGCACCAGCAGGCGAGCGCGAGGCGGAGGAGUAGAGAUGGAGUCGGACCAGGGCAAGCUUUUCAUCGGCGGCAUCUCCUGGGAAACGACGGAGGAGAAGCUGAGCGAGCACUUCUCCGCCUACGGCGAGGUAACGCAGGCCGCCGUCAUGCGCGACAAGAUCACCGGCCGCCCCCGCGGCUUCGGGUUCGUCGUCUUCGCGGAUCCCGCCGCCGUCGACAGAGCGCUGCAGGACCCCCACACCCUCGACGGCCGCACGGUCGAUGUGAAGCGGGCACUCUCGCGGGAGGAGCAGCAGGCCUCCAAGGCCGCGAACCCUAGCGGUGGAAGGAACUCCGGUGGCGGAGGAGGCGGCGGUGGCGGCAGCGAUGCAAGUGGUGCUCGGACGAAGAAGAUCUUUGUGGGCGGGCUGCCCUCUACUCUGACUGAGGAUGGGUUCCGGCAGUACUUCGAGACCUUUGGCAUAGUUACUGACGUAGUUGUCAUGUAUGACCAGAACACACAGCGCCCACGUGGUUUCGGGUUCAUCACCUUUGAUUCGGAGGACGCGGUUGACCGCGUGCUGCAGAAGACCUUCCAUGAUCUUGGUGGGAAGCUGGUUGAGGUGAAGCGCGCAUUGCCCCGUGAGGCGAAUCCUGGCGGCUCUGGUGGUGGUCGUUCUGGGGGAGGUGGGGGUUAUCAGAGCAACAAUGGCCAUAACACCAGCUCUGGUAGCUAUGAUGGUAGAAGUGAUGGUGGCAGGUACGGGCAGACACAACAGGGUAGUGGUGGUGGUGGCUAUCCUGGCUACGGUGCAGGAGGCUAUGGUGCUGGGGCAGCUGGAUAUGGAUAUGGUGCUAACCCUGCAGUUGGAUAUGGAAAUUAUGGGGCUGGAGGGUAUGGGGGUGUUCCUGCUGCUUAUGGUGGACAUUAUGGAAACCCAGGUGCAGCUGGUUCUGGUUACCAAGGUGGACAUCCAGGCUCAAAUAGAGGACCUUGGGGCAGUCAAGCUCCAUCUGCAUAUGGAACUGGAGGGUAUGGUGGCAGUGCUGGGUAUAGUGCUUGGAACAACUCUUCUGGUGGCGGCAAUGCUCUGAAUAGUCAAGCCCCUGGUGGACCUGCAGGCUAUGGAAGCCAGGGCUAUGGGUAUGGUGGAUAUGGAGGGGAUCCAUCAUACGCUAGUCACGGAGGAUAUGGGGCUUAUGGAGCACGUAUUGAUAGUGCUGGCAAUCCUGCUACUGGUGGAUCAUCUGGAUACAAUGCAGGCUAUGGAAGUGGUGGUGCCAACUCUGGCUAUUCAAGUGCUUGGAGUGAUCCUUCGCAAGGUGGUGGAUUUGGCGGUUCGGUCAAUGGAGGUGCUGAAGGACAGUCAACUUAUGGCACUGGCUAUGGCAGUGUGCAGCCCAGGGUUGCUCAGUAAAGAGAGGCAUUUUGAGUGUGCGAAAUGAACCAGUGCAUCUGGGCAGUCUAUGUAUUGAUUUGUCAUUCCAGUCUCUCUGGUUGCUCUCAGCAUUUUGAAGAUUGCCCAUUUGCUGCUUAAAUCAGUAUUUAUCCGGGUUGGAAUGCUUGAUCCUUUAGCGGCUUACUACUAGAACGUCUAGUCAAUAAGUAGCUAAAAUGUGGAGUAGCAGUAUCUUGCGGAAUGCUUUUAUUAAUUUUUACAUUUAGCUUUAUCCAUCUGUGUGGUUUGCCAUGAGUGGAGUUUCAGGUUGCUUCAUCUCUAGUUAUAAGCUAGAGUAGCUUGACUACUUAUGGGCAAAAUUAUCUAGUUGUACCUCUAUUCUACAGAUCAUAUAUUUGUGUUUGACAUUAGUAUUUAUGCUGGAUCUUGCUCUACCUAUAUUCUGGAAUGUUCUCUAUUUGGUGGCUGUAUUGACAUGUGGUAUUAUCAACAUUGAUGGGUUUGAAACAGAUGCAAACCCUGAAAUAUGCAAUCAUAGUUACUUGAUGCUGUAGCUGCUUCUAACAGUAUUUUCAACUGUAGUGCAAGUGUUUUUAUGUAGCUGGAAUGGUACACCCUUCAAGUAUAUCACCAAGCUAUGAAUUCCAUCCAUUUGGUCCUAGAUUUCAAUAUUUUCAAAGCAGCAGUAAGCUUAUUAGCAGCAAGAUUGUAGCGCCAAGUUUCUGAGGUUGAAUGGGAUGGCAUUCUUUUUUUAGAUAUGCCCAAGCAAGGUCUAUGAAAUCAGGCAUUUGAAAAAGGCAUUUUGCACAGUGAUUUACAUGAACUGGCGAGAAGUUCCAAUAUCGGGGUUCUGACAGAAUGCAAGAUACCAGCUUAAGUGCUUCAUUUUCUGAAGGGUCUUGUGCUGUGCUACAAGAUAGUGGACGAAGUGCAACAUGUUGGCUGGAUCCACUUUGGCUGGGUCUGAGGGAGCAUGGGCCAAGAUCUUGGGGGCUCGGCUGUGUGGUGCAACGGGCAGCUUGCUUGCAUACUGGUGAUCGUGGAUGCUUGUGAUAUAGCAUUGCCCCCCAAUGUAUAAGUGAACUUUUAGUGCUAGAGGCUUCCUUUUGUUGGCAUGAUGUCUAUGGUUUAUAGGUGCAGUAGUUGCAUAACACAUAGUAUACUCAGUAUACUUUGUGUGGAAGCUAUUGAUGCUUUUCUUUUUGUUUAGCAUGAAUGCCAUAUAAUUGUACAUUGAAUUGACAUAUUAAGUUAUUGCUAAAACACACUUCAGUGAA
Molecule: messenger RNA, 2882 nt
Organism: Zea mays
Lineage: Eukaryota; Viridiplantae; Streptophyta; Magnoliopsida; Poales; Poaceae
Exons: 4
Coding region: 262-1623 (453 amino acids)
Molecular function (GO): RNA binding
Source: RefSeq, a predicted model, not a curated record